CUGUGCGGGAGCUUCAGUCAGCCGUGGUCCACCGCCGCGUGAACAAUUAUGGUGUCGGUAAAAAUGUUGUCGGUUACUCGUGUCGUGAGCGUCUUGUUGUUUGUGUUAACGACGAGUGCAAGAAGCGGGAGUGUUGUGUUCACCCCAGACCAAGUAGACGGGAGGCUGGUGGUGCCAGACACAGCCAGGGUAGACAACACCUUACUGAAGACAGCUCAGGCAGACAAGUUCCUCUCCCUCUGGUUCAUCUAUAUUCUGUCUGAACCUGUACACACUUCUAGUAAGCCGUGGACGCUGUUAAUACCCCGCAACUCAGGACUACCGAGGGGCGGCGGGUUCCUGGUGGAGAGGGAGCCCACCGUCAGGGUCCUCCUCAACCACGCUCAUAUUGGUGAUGUGAUCGACCCCCAGCAGCCUCCCGCGGCGCCCCUCACUACCCUGGCUGGCUCCCCUCUCAUCUUUACCUCUGAUGAGCGAGGGUCAAUGGUAAACGGUGUAAGGCUAACGGGAGAAGAGUACAAGUUUAGUGAUGGUGUUGUGUACGUCAUCGAGAACUCCCUGCCAGUGUUAGAGAGACCCGGAGCUGGCCGACGACCUCCUGCAUCAUCACCAUCCCCUUCAGCAAGUGUCCCUGAGGAGGAGCAGGAGGGAGAGGUCAACACAGAGGUCACCACACGCCUCCCUGCCCUCACGCACCGGUUUGCCACCUUCAAACCCCGUCGUGGAGGUCGACCAUCAGAUACUAACACCUUCCGUCGCACCAAACUUGAAUCACCUGUACUCGCCACGUCUCAGAUCGCCCCGACCAUAUCCGGCGAUCUAGUACUCGAAGAUGACGUCGCCUCUUCGUCCUCCUCGUCGCUAACACCAACCUUCGAGUUCUCAGAGUUCGAAGGAUCAACUGCUCAGCCCCUGAACGAUGAAGGGCCGUUCCUCGACUCAUUCUUAGAGUCGCUCAAGGAGAACACCGCCUUCACCGGCUCAGAGUUCCUGCAUCACUUCCUUGACGCUAACCUGACCAACAAGUUCCGAGACACCGGCAGAUACACAGCACUAGUACCCUACGACAGCGCCUUCUACAGCUACUACCCAAUAGACUGGGGCUUCAAUCCGUUCUUGGUCCACAAUUUCACCAAAGACGUGAUGCUGAACCACUUCAUCCGAGGCAACAUAGCGUUAGACGACCUUCCCUCCUUGGCUGAACUAACCACUCUAGGGGGACGAGUCAUCAAGUUCACCAGGAAAGGCGGUAAGCUGCUGGGUAAUGGGGUGGAGGUGGUGGUGGAGACAGAGACGCCACUAUCAAGAGGUCGUUCCUACGCCGUCAACAACCUUCUCUUUGUCGACUAUGACAGAGUGUUGGAGCUACAGGCAGAACAUGGAGACCUGGAGACAGCUCCCCUGCUGGGUGACCCUUGGCCUACCUCACAGUUCCUCUCGCACCUCCUGGGAGAGCUGGAAGAAGACCCUCGCACCUCAUUCUUUGCCGAGUAUCUCAACCUCACCAACCUCGCUUACCUCCUCCCGGGCCACGAUGAGAACCUGGACCCCCUCAAGUACACGGCUUUCAUCCCCUUCGACAACGCCAUCGCCGAGACCCUCUACGCAGACGCACCCGACCCCUUCCUCCUGGACGAAGUUCUCCGGGAUAAACUCGUCCUCAACCACCUAGUGAGAGGCAGGUUUUACGAGAAGGACCUCACAGAUGGACUUACCUUUAAGAACUUGGCCAAGAACACCCUCACCAUCACCCAGGGUCCAGAUAACACCUUACUGGUGAACAACGCACAAGUAAUGGAACCACAAGCCUUCGUGUACAACUUGGGUAUUGUGUACCUCAUAGACAGUGUUCUGGGCGUCACUGACCAGGACAUAGUCAAGUCCAUCAACAAGUUUCCUGAUCAAAACCUUGGGGGGCCAACUGAGGAGAGCAGUACAACUGGAUCAAACCCUAUUGAUGAAGUGACCACCACAGGCAGCCGUUCUACCACUACUGCACCACGAACCACCUCCCGCACUCCCGCCAUAGCUCUCACGCCCACCACCAUCCGUACGGCAGGCACAAGACGCACGCCCGCCACCAGACGCACUCCCACCACCAGACGCACUCCCACCACCACCCACACGCCCACAACUACCUCCCACUUUUUCAACGUGCCCCACAAACCCACCACCACCACCACCACCACCCAACAGCCGGCCGCCACUGGGUCACCUCAGCCGUCUCCCACGACCCCGAGGAUCAGGUUUGAGACUCGCACAGAAAUCAGUAUAUCUCGACAAGUGGACGACGGUCUAGUGGAGCCCAUCAAUAACCCCUCCAGUUGAUCAUCUUUCUUAGGAACUAAAUAAAGUAAUCUGGAAGUUUUUACAAAGAGCAAAAACAAAAGUUAAGACUUAGGAAAGUUUGACACAUUUAAUAUAUUUACUUUGAGAUAUAAUGUUGUCACUUGUUAUAGGUUUGUAUUACAGAUGAACUAUGAAUAUUAACUGUUUUUAUCUUUCUACCUUAACUCAGGCAAGAAUAUUGUGUCAUAAUAUUACCGUGUGUAUUUUGCCUAUGCGUAAACUGGCGUUUGGAAGGAGGAACACGAGAUGGCAGAUGACGAAAGGUUUACCAGUUGUUAUUAGGUAAACUUUGUGAGUGUUGUGGUCAAGAUCACAGAUGAUACAACAGUAUUAGUCACACAAAUGUUGUUGCUGCUGUCAAGUGUCUGGAAGUCUGGGUCUCACAGGUUCACGUGACAAGAAUGAAUAUUAUUGGAUGACUCGCCUAACGUAAAACAUUAAAAUAAUGAAAUAUAACAACAGUUUACUCAGUACCUGCUGGGAGACAGAGUUACCUUACACAAGCUUUUCAAAGAUUUUUUUAUAAUUUUCUCCUUAAUAUUUUGAGGUUACUUUUCUGCUUCAGCUUAAGACAAACAUUUGGGUAAAUUGUUACAUUUUGUGUUAAGAGAAAUAUUUAUUAGACAAACCUUUGAGACGUUUGACCCAGGAGUGUAAUACUGUAUGUGGACGUAUAUAGUGAUGGAGGCGCGUCGUCCAGUGUAACAUUGUGUGGUGGCCGACCAACUGGAUACAUUAUUGUGUAUGUUUAGUUUAUAUGGGCCGUUGUUUGUACAGUUUACGCCGAAACAAAUAUGACAGUGUUGGCCAAAUGUUUGCUUACAGUCCAGUAUAACCUGGAAUAAUUUAACACAAGUAUUAUGACAACAAGAGAUUUGAAGUGAUAAGAUGGAGUAUGUGAGGGAGGAGUAUGGUGUAGUGUACAGUGCAGCGAGUGUGUUACGGAAGGCCUAGCUGGGUAUGUUGUUGAAGACACACGAUUAAUGAUAAAUACAUUGCCAUAUAAACUGUACUCUUCCAAAGUUAUAUAUUUCAUACAAGCCGUCAAUAUAUUUUUCUUUGUAAAUAUCCAGCAAACUUAUGCUCACCGACGGCCUUUCUGCUCCUGUGUGGCACCAAUUAACGUAUCGAGUUUAAUUGUGCAUCUUAUCGUGGUGGUGUUUUAUAUAUUGUCUUCAUCACACCGUAAUAUUUGACACGGGAUAUAUAUUAUACUGUACUUCCCUUACACUAUAAUCACAGGUCAGGUCACUCAGUUUACACAAAUAUAGUGGUGCUGGGUAACUGAUAUAUGUUUUGGCCUCACAAUAUACCAGUAGGUGUUUGUGGGUCGUAAGCAUCUUCCUUUAAUUGGUGGCACAACAAGAGCAGAAGCCAGCCAGUGUGAGAUGCUCUGUUUUUUAUUCUCAAUGUCGGUAAAGAGGCAAGUAAUCACAAUUUUGUCUCUCAUUGGGAAUAUUUAUGUAGAUGUGUUACUGAAGAGUUUAUCAUGGAAGUUUCCUUAACACUUGUGUACCAUACAGUAUCAUUUACAGUAUACAUUAUAUGAGAAAUAUUUUGAUAUUGGUGUAUUUGUCCUUGGGUGCUAAUGUUGACCCAGGUACCUGAGCAUGAUCAUAAGUACAGUAUUGUGGGUUAUACUCAACCACUUGGGGUAACACUCUGGGGCUGAUGCUCCUAUUGAGAGCAACACAAGUGUUUCAUAAAUAACAGUGUUUCAAUAUUAAAUAAAAUGCAAUAUACAUACAAAAUUUAAAUAAAUAAAUAUAACAAGUGAGAGUGUGGCCACAAGUUAUAACUGAAAGGUUUAUUAAGAUGAGACAACAACUGCUGUACCAUCAUGAAAAGGUUCAUUACUUAGUCCUUCACAGUUAGUGAUGUACAGUACAGUAUUUUAAUGAUCUAUUCCUUCACAGCUGUAAUACAUCAGUUCUCAUCUCAACACCAACUUGGUCUUCCACAUAAGUGAAAAACAUCACUGAUUUACAGUUUAAACUUUCACAUGAUUAUCACAAUUCAAAGUAUAUAAACUAAAUUUUGAGUGAUACUGUGUAAGUAACUUGUUGAGCCCCACCAUCAGCACCAGCAGGCAGGUGUCAGCCCCAGAACAAAGGUGUUAAGUGGUGAUAAACUCCAAGUUAUAAAUAAUACUGAUCACUUGUGAGACGCUGUGUACAAUACCCCCAACUGUCGUGUUUGUGUUAUUUUGUUUCUAUGUAUCACGUUUUACCUCUACUUUGAAUGUCAGGUUUCCAAACUCUGCCCAUCACUACCCCGAUGGUCCAGUACCUGUGUUAUACACAGUGAUAAUCUUACAUUAUUAGUAAAAAGUAUAUUAUGUCCA
Messenger RNA from Homarus americanus (American lobster), 4693 nucleotides. RefSeq lists its product as uncharacterized. The coding region runs from base 49 to 2328 and encodes 759 amino acids. Gene Ontology annotation, cellular component: extracellular matrix. Lineage: Eukaryota; Metazoa; Arthropoda; Malacostraca; Decapoda; Nephropidae. The transcript has 9 exons. Gene Ontology annotation, biological process: cell adhesion; extracellular matrix organization. The record is from RefSeq and is a predicted model, not a curated record. Gene Ontology annotation, molecular function: cell adhesion molecule binding.